AUUCGUCAUCUUUCUUACCUAUCUCACAGCCAAACACCGCCGUCGCAAUGUCGCGCCCCUGCCAGCAACGGCGCGCCAGUGCGGCUGCGAACCGGAAAUCCAAGUCGUCCAAGCCAACCGGACCGCCCCCAAUAAGACACAAAGCACGGCAAAAGGCGAUACACAACGCUCGACGCAGCGAGCGCGGCGGAGCACGUGGAGGGCGUGGUGGAGGCCGCGGAGGAGGCGGAGGAGGCGGAGGAGGAGGAGGAGGAGGAGGAGGAGGAGGAGGAGGAGGCCGUAGUGGUGCAGGACGGGGUGGGCGAGGAGGAGGACGCGGCGGACGUUUUGCGCAGAAAAAUGGCAGGAACGAAUCGGGCCAAGACUUUAUACCUCUAUCCUCUGGUGGGAACAACUUCGAAGCGCUCUACAGGUCCACACGGAACGACGACUUCGAUCUCGACAUGGACGGUGACAGUUCCGACUCAGACGAAUUCGGCGACAACUUAAUCGACGACGACAUGUACGAGACCGAGGAUAUCGAGAUCAACGUACAGGCGCCACUACCCACGACCAGUCGAGGAAGACAACCACGAGCACAGAUAAUGUUUACGGAGGCAGCCGCGGUCGCAGUAUACAGGCAACUCUAUUUGCGCGAUUACCCACUCAGUACCACGACCACUCGAGUGCGCUACGGCCUCUACCAGGAGGACACCUCUGCCGAUUCGGCCGCAUACAUCUCCCUUGCACCAUCUACAGCAUCUCGGCGAUCGAGCGUCAUCAGCAUCAGCAGCGACACAAGUGAAGAGUCCACGGAUGGACCGACAACACCUGAGUACAAUACUGCACGCGACUACGUCUUCACGUUUGGCGUGCACAUGGGCAAGCGGUUCACCGACGUGAACGAAAACUACAUCAAGACGAUCGGUGGUCAGCUAUACAAAUACAUGGACAAGCAUGCGGGCCUUUUGGAGGCAUUCGAGUACCAUAGGCCAGGGCAGGCACGUCUUCGGCCAGCCCAGACUGAACCCCAAGAGACACACGCUCAGCUAUCACAACCUCGACAGCCUCCUCCACGGAACGCACAAGCCUCUCGGUCGAAUGCUCCUUCGGCAUCAGACACGUGGAGAUUCACCAAAGGGAUUCACCUAGGAAAGCGACUACAUGACGUACCUGAAAACUACCUACGAACGCUAGAGGGCAAUCCCCUGGUCAGAGAUGCCUGGCCUGGUUUCAAGCAAGCACUCCAGGACUUCAAUGCCAAGACUGGUAGAAAAGGUCGGGUUUGAUCACACGAUGGCCGUAAAAUAGCUGCCACCACGUGGUUGCGCCUUCUACGAGCGUUUGUUGGUGGUCCAAGCGGCAAUUUUGGGACUCACCUCAUCUGGGCGACCUACAACUUGCAGA
Molecule: messenger RNA, 1386 nt
Organism: Alternaria rosae
Lineage: Eukaryota; Fungi; Ascomycota; Dothideomycetes; Pleosporales; Pleosporaceae
Exons: 1
Coding region: 48-1268 (406 amino acids)
Source: RefSeq, a predicted model, not a curated record